UACACAAAUGACUAUAAAAUAUACACCACAUACCAAUCAUAUUCCUAGUUCUAAUAAAGAUAUAGGUACUUUAAGACUUUCUAAGGAGCAAAAUCAGAAUAAAAAAAAUACUAUCAAUAUUCAGGAUAAUCUUUUAACUCGUGAUGAUAUCUAUAACAUUUGGAAAGAA
Molecule: messenger RNA, 169 nt
Organism: Scutellospora calospora
Lineage: Eukaryota; Fungi; Glomeromycota; Glomeromycetes; Diversisporales; Gigasporaceae
Source: the annotation of a GenBank genome assembly